Molecule: messenger RNA, 1510 nt
Organism: Selaginella moellendorffii
Lineage: Eukaryota; Viridiplantae; Streptophyta; Lycopodiopsida; Selaginellales; Selaginellaceae
Product: desiccation-related protein PCC13-62
Exons: 3
Coding region: 446-1423 (325 amino acids)
Source: RefSeq, a predicted model, not a curated record
UAUCACAUAAUUAUCAUUGAAAUAUUCCGGCACAAGACCUCAAAAGCCCUAAUUUGGGGCAGCGACGCGGCGAUGGAUUUCUUCCCUCCAGAUCCAAAUCGGUCAGGGAAAUUUUUUAGCCGGUCUACGACCUUGUUCUUGUUUUCUUCUCUUUGGCGCAAUUUGUCUCGUCAGUGAUCAGCCCACGAUCUGGCCGCUGUGUCCUCACACGUAGCGCCGCGUCAACGGUGAGAUGGCUGCCACGGAUGUGGAAUUUUAGGUGGAAGCUCAUGCCUGCUCUUUAACUGACGCUUGUAGCUACCAUUUGCAUGCAGUGAAAAAAACGUCUCAAAUAUAAAUGCGAGAGACUUCUUCCUCUCCUAUGCUGACCCAACCCAAGGUAUCACAUUUUUCUUCCUCUGAGCUUCGUAGCUAGAGAUAAAAAAAGAGAGAGUUUGCAAGUGCGAUGGGUUUGAUCUUUGGAACUAGCAGUGUUGUGGUUUUGAUCCUCCUUUUUUCUGGAUUCUUUGUUAGCUAUGCUCACGACGAGGAAGCGUGUGGAGAGGUCUCGUCGGCUGCGUUUGCUCCAAAAGGAGAUGUCACGCCCGAUGACAAGAAGUUACUGGCAUUCCCUUUGAAUCUCGAGUACCUGGAGACAGAGUUUUUCGCUUAUGGGGCUCUGGGCUAUGGCUUGGACAAGCUUGAUCCCGGCCUUGCGGAGAAUGGCCCGGCUCCAAAGGGUGCGCAGAAGGCCAAGCUCGACAUUCUGGUUCGUGACAUCAUCGCCCAGUUUGCUCUGCAAGAAGUUGGUCACUUGAAAGCAAUCAAGGGGGUUGUAAAGGAAGAAGGCUUCCCAAGGCCUCUGCUGGAUCUGAGCGUGGAGAACUGGAACACCAUCAUGGAGAAGGCAUUGGGAAUAAAGCUGGAUCCUCCUUUCAGUCCUUACGAGAACAGCUUGAACUACAUGCUAGCGAGCUAUGCCAUUCCUUACGUUGGGCUCACUGGCUACGUUGGUGCGAAUCCUCUCACUCAGAGCUCUGAUGGAAAGAGGCUCCUUGCUGGGCUCCUCGGUGUCGAGUCCGGACAAGACGCAGUUAUUCGGACCUACUUGUACGAGAGAAAGGACACGGUGGUGGAGCCUUACAAGCUUACAGUUCACGAGAUCACCAGCAAGCUCAGCUUGCUUCGAAGCAAUCUGGACGACGCCACCGGCAUCGACGACGAAGGCCUGGUGGUUCCAAAGUGUCUGGGGGCCGAGCAGAAGAUCGAAGGCAACAUUCUCGUGGGCGAUAAGUUCUCGCUGUCCUUCGCUCGGACUCCACAACAGGUUCUUGAGAUCGUGUAUGGAACCGGCGAUGCGAGAAAGCCCGGAGGUUUCUAUCCCGAUGGAGCGUCCGGAGCCAUCGCCACCAAGCUCAGGAAAGCUGCCAAUGUCUACUUCUAGAGAUUGAAAGAAAAGUUUGAGUGGAGAGGAGGACUCUGUAUCUUGUCUCUUGCAAUGGACAGUUUCUUUCAGUGCUUUCAAAAGCAA